Messenger RNA from Protopterus annectens (West African lungfish), 2931 nucleotides. RefSeq names its product casein kinase 1 alpha 1 (gene CSNK1A1). Gene Ontology annotation, molecular function: protein serine/threonine kinase activity; ATP binding. The transcript is spliced from 10 exons. NCBI's taxonomy places the organism in Eukaryota, Metazoa, Chordata, Ceratodontiformes, Protopteridae. Gene Ontology annotation, cellular component: nucleus; cytoplasm. Gene Ontology annotation, biological process: peptidyl-serine phosphorylation; signal transduction; negative regulation of canonical Wnt signaling pathway. The record is from RefSeq and is a predicted model, not a curated record. Bases 64 to 1077 code for a protein of 337 amino acids.
AAUACCCUCCAGGGCCCAAUCCUCUUAGCUGUGUAACUCUUCGGACAACAAACUAGAGGGAAGAUGGCGAGCAGCAGCGGCUCGAAAGCGGAGUUCAUCGUAGGGGGCAAAUACAAGCUUGUACGAAAAAUAGGCUCUGGUUCUUUUGGGGAUAUUUACUUGGCCAUUAAUAUCACAAAUGGAGAGGAGGUGGCCGUGAAACUCGAGUCUCAAAAGGCUAGACAUCCGCAGUUGUUGUAUGAAAGCAAACUGUACAAAAUUCUUCAGGGUGGAGUUGGCAUUCCCCAUAUUCGGUGGUAUGGUCAGGAGAAAGACUAUAAUGUACUAGUUAUGGAUCUCCUUGGACCCAGCCUUGAAGACCUUUUUAACUUCUGUUCCCGCCGAUUCACAAUGAAAACGGUGCUCAUGUUAGCUGACCAAAUGAUCAGUAGAAUUGAAUAUGUACACACAAAAAAUUUUAUCCACAGAGACAUAAAACCAGAUAACUUCCUUAUGGGAAUUGGGCGCCAUUGCAAUAAGUUAUUUCUUAUAGACUUUGGUUUGGCCAAAAAAUACAGAGACAACAGAACACGACAGCACAUACCUUACAGAGAAGACAAAAACCUGACUGGCACAGCACGUUAUGCUAGCAUCAAUGCACAUUUAGGCAUUGAACAGAGCCGUCGUGAUGAUAUGGAAUCUCUAGGAUAUGUACUGAUGUACUUCAACAGAACCAGUUUGCCUUGGCAAGGCUUAAAGGCUGCUACAAAAAAACAAAAGUAUGAAAAGAUCAGUGAGAAGAAAAUGUCUACCCCUGUUGAAAUUUUGUGUAAGGGGUUCCCAGCUGAAUUUGCCAUGUACCUAAAUUAUUGUCGUGGACUGCGUUUUGAAGAAGCACCGGACUAUAUGUACUUGCGGCAGCUCUUCCGUAUUCUCUUCAGGACCCUUAAUCACCAGUAUGACUAUACUUUUGACUGGACAAUGUUGAAACAGAAGGCAGCACAGCAGGCCGCCUCUUCCAGUGGGCAGGGGCAGCCAGCCCAGACCCCUACAGGCAAGCAAACUGACAAAUCCAAGGGUAAUUUAAAAGGUUUUUAAGCAUGAAUGGAACAGACAAUGCAAAGCAAAAUGGCAGAGCAGGAUUUAUUCCCAUCCUAGCCUUAGAGAAUUUAGUCCACAGUGUGCACAUAUGCCUGUCAUCGUUUGGGCAAUCCUUAAUUUCCGUACAUUAAGAACUCUUUUGUACGUAUAAACUGGCUGUGUGCAUUGUCUGCACACCUGCUUUGGCCACUCUUGAACAGUCAUAAACAUUACAGGAGUAAAAAGGCUCUAUGUCCACCUUUAUUUUUCACAUUUCCUGUCAAGUGGAAAAGUAAAUGGUUGAUGGAGUGAAGAAAUUGUACGUAUAUAAAUUUGAUUUAUUUCAUCAACUUUAUUCCCUUUUCACCACAUUGCCCUGUUGGACUACUGUGUUUGGAGUAAAGUGUAUUUGCAGAGACAAAGGCUGCAUUUCUUCCCUGGAGAAGUUGGCUGUAAGUUGAAAAAUUCCUUUCAGGCACUUUGUUCGUCCUUGCUCCCUCGUUUUUGUACUGGUUGGAAAUUCUUCCUAAACAUUCUCAGAAGUUGGCUUUUUUGCAUUAAGAGCAAAGUGGAAUUCUGCCUAAUUGGAUUGUUAACAACCAAAGAUUCCCUCAAAGUUUCUUUUCCACGUGCAAGAGAAACUAUGCCUGUUUGAGUUCUAAGAAACAGCAGAAAAGAAGAGACAGUAGAGACUGCUAGGCAUCUUAAGAGUCUGAAGUGCUCUUGCUGUAAGAGAAUCCGGAAAAAAUACUUCAUAACCCCCAAACUUUGCAUCUAACAGCUGAAUCUCUGUGUAAAUUGCUUAGAUAACUGUUGUAAUCACUGUACAUCCUUUAUGUAAUCUAGAAUUAUUUUUUUCCUUUAACCAAGAGAUUUUUUGUUUACAAGUUCAUUAAAAAAAGUAAAACAACUGUACAGUCUGUGACAUAUUAAGGGUUUUUUUCCUUUUAAUGCCUUGUUUAUUUCACCAUAAGGACUUUUCACGAGGCAGUCAGUCACACUGCUUAUUUAGAAUUUUGUAUUCUAUCUCUAAUUUAAAAUGGUGGGUUUAUUUUAUUUUUUUUUAGUAUAGCUUGGGGGGAAAGAUAAUUCUUAACUGCAGCAGUUCUACUCUAGAUAGAUAACUGGCAGGUAGUAUUUUGUUUACCAUAAUUCACUUACUGUGUCGAUUUCAGGAGAGCUGGCAGCAUUUCCUCUAAACUAAGCAGCUGAAGUUUUAACAGUGCACAUUUAUAGUGCAGUGACUAAAAUUGUUCAGAAGUUUUCUUUCCAAAAUUUAAAUCCUAUAUAUUGUGACACCUUUUUUAAACGAGAAGUAAUAUGAAUUCAUAAUUGAAAACAAGCCAAUAGCUGUAUGUUGAGCAGUCGUACAAUAUUCUGACUUGUUGCACAUUGCAUCCAGAUUAAAAAUGUUGCUGAAGUCCUUUAAUGGCAUAAUUUAUUUAUUUUUAGCAUAUCAAUUAAAUUAAAUGUCCAAAGUGGCUGCCAGGUCUUGAUUUGUAACAGUUUUUUUUUCUCCAAACAAACUGAGUCUUGCAGCACAAAAUUGUGUACUUGACAAAACAUGUGAUUGGCCUUUGGUAAGAUACAGCUGUGAAAGCACAUUUUUAAAUAAAAAAGUAAACAUAAAUUUAUUACAGAUAUUUUAUCCCAUUUAGAACUGCUGUUGAGAUGAAGACGCAGUAUUUUUGAAUACUGGUAUUAUAUAAAUGUAGUUUAAAGCAUUGCAACACAAGGAAAUAAGUGGCAUAUAGACGUGGUCUAAGGGGGGGAUCAAAAUAAUGAAUGCAUACUCAAAUAAUUUUAGAAGUAUUCAACCACACAUUCUAAAAAAGGGAAAUAAAGCAGAGUUGCUGGCAGCAGAGUACAAUU